AUGAUGCCUCUCUUCCAGUCUCUGCAGGCAGAGGUCAGCCGUCUCCGUGUGGCAAAGUAUAGGAUAUCUAUCCCAAGGGCUGAUGUUGCCCUUGACAGCGAGUGGAUACUUCCCAAAGAUUGCAAUGCAAUUUCGUUCUCGCGGGAUUUCGCAUUGAACACGAAAGUGUGGGCAAACGCGCGGCCACGCACUGUCGAAAAACCAUUGGAGGAGUUCUGGGCUGAACGCUUCUUGAUCGCCGAGAAAGACACUUCACGGGCACAGGGUCAGCGAAAGAGCCGCGGUAGCAUCAUGAAUGAGGCGAGAUUCGACGCGCAAGAUCUCGAGCUGCUGCUCCCUGCAAUCGGUGACAAGAUGGCGUUCGACCUUGCUAGCCAUUAUUUCAGAGCCAUGCAAGCAGCGACUAUGGCUGUUCUAUUCAACGAGUUCGAGAUACAGCUAUGCGAUCCGGAUUUGAUCGAUGCAGCGAUGCCUGAGUUGCGGGAGUCGGCUUUUGGACUGGUGCGUCCGAAGGAGAAAAUAGCCGUGCGCAUACGCAAACGCAGGGCUGUCAAGGAGCAGUGA
Molecule: messenger RNA, 564 nt
Organism: Alternaria infectoria
Lineage: Eukaryota; Fungi; Ascomycota; Dothideomycetes; Pleosporales; Pleosporaceae
Exons: 2
Coding region: 1-564 (187 amino acids)
Molecular function (GO): monooxygenase activity; oxidoreductase activity, acting on paired donors, with incorporation or reduction of molecular oxygen; heme binding
Source: RefSeq, a predicted model, not a curated record